Funneliformis caledonium is the source of this 1077-nucleotide messenger RNA. The record is from the annotation of a GenBank genome assembly. NCBI's taxonomy places the organism in Eukaryota, Fungi, Glomeromycota, Glomeromycetes, Glomerales, Glomeraceae.
GAUCUUAAACCUGAUCGCGAGUUGGCAAGAAGGUGGGAGAACGAGCGUUCACAUAAGCAAGUCUAUCUCUAUCAGCCAACAAUAAAUAGAACUUCAGGUGUUUCAAGAGCUUUUAUUCAUAUCCAGAAGGGAAAUACGUUACCUGAUGGUACAAAAAUUGAAAAGGUGACUCCCCUUGAUUUAGUACAGUCAGAUGAUGAUGACCACCUCUCUCAAGAAAAUAAUGAUGAAGAUGAAGGUAUUCCUGAUCUGAAAGAUAAAGUUAUCAACAAUUCAAAAAAAUGGAAUUUGCCUUCAGAGCUACAUGUAGGCGAAAUUUUCGAUAAAAGAGUAUCUACCAACGCAGAAAAAGCCAAGAAUAAGAAAAAAUUUACCAUAUGUGAAAAAGCCAUAUUAAGAUAUGGUGCAUCAAAUAUAAUCAAUCUAUCUAUCAUGAGUGAAUGGUUUUCCGCUAAAGAUAUAAAAUUCAUGGCAAAAGAUUAUGCUGAUCUGUUAAAGGAAGAUGUGAACGGAGCAUACAAGCUUUGCAUUGAAAAUCAUGUUAAUUCUGAAGAAAAUGGCUAUAUGUAUAAAAUAAGCAAGAUAUAUGCCGAGUUUAUUUAUAGAAAUAAGAACAAAGUCGAUAUCCUAGAUUAUGCAGGAGAUACGCACACAGAACUGUAUGUCGUUAUGAAGGCUUUCAAGUAUAUUAUUGAAGGACUGAACCCUGGUUUUGGAAUACAUCAAAAAUGGGAUGAAUCCUUCUGCUCACUAAGUAAGAGUAAUGAUUACAACAAGGGUCGAAAAUGUGACUUGCGCUUUCUAUUAAUAUCUGGAGCUGUUGGUGACCGUUAUAGGUCUGCUAGGGUUAAUCAAUCUAUUUUGAAUGACUUGUUAAAUCUCAACCUCACUGAUGAGCAGGCUAAAAAUAUUAAAGUGCCCUUUAUGCAAGUAGGUGGCAUAAGUGGCCAAAUAUUAAUCGAAGAUUUGGUUGAGGGAUUCUAUGUAGUAUUUCCUGAACUGAAGUUUGAGCUUCCAACAAGGCUUCAGCAUAUUAAAAAGCUCAAAUCUGCUGUCAAUAUUAUAAAUUUUAUUAUA